This is a messenger RNA of Blepharisma stoltei, 1419 nucleotides long. NCBI's taxonomy places the organism in Eukaryota, Ciliophora, Heterotrichea, Heterotrichida, Blepharismidae. The record is from the annotation of a GenBank genome assembly.
AUGAGAAAUGAUCUCUUAAUAGGGACAGGGAUCCUGGGCUAUUUGGUUUUUCUUUUAUACAUCUAUAUGAAUAUUCUUUCUUCAAAGGCUACUUUUCCUGCAGAAGUCCAUUUCCCUGAUAUCAAAGUGAAGCCAGUUCCUAAUAAAAUCAUCCCACAGCAAGUUCACAUAUCAUAUCAUUCCAUCAAUUCAUCGACCUUAGUAUUCACUCUCAAAGAAAACGCUAAUAAUUGCACAAUCACCUAUUUAAAUUAUACAAAAAAUAUAUCUCAGCCUACGAAUAUUCUCAGAAAUAGCUACAUCUAUAAAAUCAUUCUUGAUAGCUUGCCUGAAAACAUUGAAAUCUCUUAUGAAAUUUCUUGCUGCAAAGGAGAAAACACUUUUUCCAAGUCAUCAAACUUUAUGUCCCAUCCUGGGCUGUCUGAGAAUGUUUCAAUACUAGUAUUAGGGGACUGAAGCACAUCUAAUAUUGGGGAUAUCGAAAAUGAUCAGCAUACUUUAAUACCCAAACAGCACGUAUUAAGUGCUAUUUUAAAAGAAGCAACCCCUUUCACAAGUAUUUGGCACUUGGGAGACAUCGCUUAUGAUUUGUAUAGUAACUAUGGAUCAAGAGGGGAUGAAUUUCUUAAUGACUUGGAGCCUUUAAUUUCCAAAAUCCCUUAUAUGCCUGUUGUAGGAAAUCACGAAAUUUCCGAGAUUUUUAAAGACUUCACCAAUAGAUUUUCAGUUCCUUUAUUCUAUUCUUUACCAAUUGGCAAAGCAACGAUUAUCGCAAUUUCUUCAGAAUUCGACUACUAUUUGAUGAAGCCAGAAUCAUUUCCUUAUGAUCAUGCAAUUUUUAACUAUUUAAAGCAUCAGCAGAUGACCUGGCUAAACGACACUUUAUCAAGUAUAGACAGAAAUGAAUUUCCUUGGGUUAUUGUUAUGGGGCAUAAACCUUUAUAUUGCUCCCCUAACCGAUGAUCAACCAUGAUAAUGAAAAAUUGUGGAAUUCAAGCAAAAGUUAUGAGAGAAACUUUUGAAGAAAUUUUUGUCAAAUUCAAGGUAGAUUUAUAUUUGAGUGGCCAUGUUCACCUAUAUGAAAGAGUUUUCCCAGUGAGUUUUGGAAAGAUGCAUAAAAAUUACGAAAAAGAAGAAAAAGUUUUUAUAAAUCCUGAUGCCCCAAUACAUAUAAUAAACGGCGUUGCUGGAAACUUGGAAAAUACAAAAAUCGUGUUUAAUGUCACUGAUCACCCUAAAGAAUGAAGUGCGCUAAUAAGUGAAAGCUUAGGAUACGGAAUUUUGAAGAUUGUGAAUUCUACUCAUUUACAUUAUAAACAAUUCGCGUUUGGUAACACACAAAAUGACGAAAUUACUGAAGAUUUAUAUUCGCUAAAAAGGCUUGAAGAUUAUUUCUGGAUAAUUAAAAAUGCUUUAUAA